This is a messenger RNA of Larimichthys crocea (large yellow croaker), 4561 nucleotides long. RefSeq names its product adaptor related protein complex 1 subunit beta 1 (gene ap1b1). The coding region runs from base 146 to 3067 and encodes 973 amino acids. Gene Ontology annotation, biological process: vesicle-mediated transport; intracellular protein transport. The record is from RefSeq and is a predicted model, not a curated record. Gene Ontology annotation, cellular component: clathrin adaptor complex; membrane coat. Lineage: Eukaryota; Metazoa; Chordata; Actinopteri; Sciaenidae. The transcript has 23 exons. Gene Ontology annotation, molecular function: clathrin binding.
CGGCACAGGCUUCCUUAAGCCCGGACUCAGAAGGUCAUGUCUCAGCUGUGUGAGGCUGGAGAAGGCGCUAGCUGACACUGACAGGCAGCACCGCACACAUCCAGCCUUUAAUAGCACCGCUCUCCAUUCAUUAACUACUGCAAACAUGCAGGAAUGGGCGAACCAGUUAUGCGAGAAUCGACAAUUUGGAUCCAAGAUGACGGACUCCAAGUACUUCACCACUACCAAGAAAGGGGAGAUCUUUGAGCUCAAGGCAGAGCUAAACAGUGAUAAGAAAGAGAAGAAGAAGGAGGCUGUGAAGAAGGUCAUUGCAUCUAUGACAGUUGGCAAGGAUGUCAGCGCUCUGUUCCCAGAUGUUGUGAACUGCAUGCAAACGGACAACCUGGAACUGAAGAAGCUGGUCUACCUCUACCUGAUGAACUAUGCCAAGAGUCAGCCAGACAUGGCGAUCAUGGCUGUUAACACCUUUGUAAAGGACUGUGAAGACCCUAACCCUCUAAUCAGGGCCCUUGCUGUUCGUACAAUGGGCUGCAUCCGUGUGGACAAGAUCACCGAGUACCUCUGUGAGCCCCUGAGGAAAUGUCUGAAGGAUGAAGACCCAUACGUGAGGAAGACAGCCGCUGUGUGUGUGGCAAAGCUCCAUGAUAUCAACGCACAGUUGGUGGAGGACCAAGGCUUCCUGGACACCCUUAAAGACCUCAUAUCAGACUCCAACCCAAUGGUUGUAGCAAACGCAGUAGCAGCGUUGUCUGAGAUAGCAGAAUCUCACCCCAACAGCAAUCUGCUGGACCUGAACCCCCAGACCAUUAACAAGUUGCUGACGGCUUUAAAUGAGUGCACAGAGUGGGGACAGAUAUUCAUUCUCGACUGCCUGGCAAAUUACACACCUCGUGAUGACCGUGAGUCCCAAAGCAUUUGUGAGCGCGUGACCCCACGGCUCUCGCAUGCCAACUCUGCAGUGGUGCUGUCAGCAGUAAAGGUUUUAAUGAAGUUCAUGGAGAUGCUGCCCAAAGACUUGGACUACUACGGCACCCUGCUGAAGAAGCUCGCCCCUCCGCUGGUCACUCUCCUCUCUGCUGAGCCUGAGUUGCAAUAUGUGGCCCUCAGAAACAUCAACCUCAUUGUACAGAGACGCCCUGAGAUCCUGAAACAUGAGAUGAAGGUUUUCUUUGUAAAGUACAAUGAUCCGAUCUAUGUCAAACUGGAGAAGCUGGAUAUCAUGAUUCGCCUUGCAUCCCAAGCCAACAUCGCUCAGGUCCUGGCUGAGCUGAAGGAGUAUGCCACUGAGGUGGAUGUGGACUUUGUCCGUAAAGCGGUCAGAGCCAUUGGCCGCUGUGCCAUCAAAGUAGAGCAAUCAGCAGAGCGCUGUGUCAGCACACUGCUCGACCUCAUCCAAACCAAGGUCAACUAUGUGGUGCAGGAGGCCAUUGUGGUCAUCAAGGACAUCUUCCGCAAGUACCCCAACAAGUAUGAGAGCGUGAUUGCCACUCUUUGUGAAAACCUGGAUUCCCUGGAUGAGCCAGAGGCACGUGCUGCUAUGAUCUGGAUUGUCGGAGAGUACGCUGAGCGCAUCGACAACGCUGAUGAGCUGCUGGAGAGCUUUUUGGAGGGUUUCCACGAUGAAAGCACUCAGGUGCAGCUGCAGCUACUGACGGCGAUCGUCAAGUUGUUCCUGAAAAAGCCUACCGAGACCCAGGAGCUAGUGCAGCAGGUGUUAAGCCUUGCCACACAGGACUCUGAUAACCCGGACCUCAGGGACCGUGGCUACAUCUACUGGCGUCUGCUCUCCACAGACCCUGUAGCCGCUAAGGAGGUGGUUUUGGCUGAGAAGCCCCUGAUCUCUGAGGAGACGGAUCUGAUCGAGCCCACACUGCUGGAGGAGCUCAUCUGCCACAUUGGUACUCUGGCCUCUGUCUACCACAAGCCUCCCAGUGCCUUUGUUGAAGGCAGUCGCGGUGUUCAGCACAAGAGACUCCCUGGCAGUGCCGGAUCUGGGGAUAGUGUUGACAGCCCAGACACCGCCUCUGCUGCUGGAGUUUCUGAGGCACCGCCUGCUGUCAUUCCAUCUCAGGGAGACCUCCUGGGAGAUCUGCUUAAUCUGGACCUGACCCCUCCUACUGCCACAGGACCACCACCAGCACCCUCCUCUGGGUUGCAGAUGGGUGCUAUGGACCUUCUUGGAGGAGGGCUGGACAGCCUGAUGGGGGAUGAGUCUGAGCCGCUUGGCGGAGACCUUGGAGGAAGUCCUGCUCUGGGAGCUGGUUUUGGUGCUCCUCCAGCUGCGAUGCCGGCCUCUUUUAACGCCCCUGUGAGCGGCGGUCUGGAUGACCUGUUUGAUCUCGGAGGUGGAGUUGGUAUGCCCAUGGGCUCCUACAGCCCCCCUAAAACAGUUUGGCUUCCAGCCAUGAAGGCCAAGGGUCUGGAGAUAUCUGGCACUUUUGCCCGCCGUGCCGGGGUAAUUCAAAUGGAGAUGACCCUCACUAAUAAAGCUAUGAGUGUCAUGACUGAUUUCGCCAUCCAGUUUAACAGAAACAGCUUCGGUCUCGCUCCCGCUGGUCCACUCCAGAUUCUCACUCCUCUUAGCCCAAACCAGAGUAUUGAAGCGGCUCUUCCCCUCAGUACUGUGGGACCUGUCAUGAAAAUGGAGCCUCUCACUAACCUGCAGGUGGCUGUUAAGAACAACAUCGAUGUAUUCUACUUCAGCUGCCAGUACCCCAUCAGCAUGCUGUUUGUAGAGGACGGGAAGAUGGAGCGACAGGUGUUCCUCGCCACAUGGAAGGACAUUCCGAAUGACAAUGAGUCCCAGUUUCAGAUCAAAGACUGCCACCUCAACUCAGAUGCAGCCUCCAACAAACUGCAGGGUAGCAACGUCUUCACCAUAGCCAAGCGUACGGUGGAGGGUCAGGACAUGCUGUAUCAGUCGAUGAAACUCACCAACGGCAUCUGGGUGCUGGCCGAGCUGAGGGUGCAGACAGGAAACCCGAACUACACGGUCUCUCUGAAGUGCAGAGCUCCGGAGGUUUCCCAGUGUGUGUUCCAGAGCUACGAGGCGAUGCUGAAGAACUGAACUGAAGACUGAACACCCCUACAUCCACCCAGCCGCUGCCCUUCGCCGACUCCUGGCACUUUCUUCUGCUAUCCCUCACCUGACCUACAACUUCACGCCGUGCAGGAGCCACUUCCUGCUGUGUUGUGUCUGGAGGCUGCACUCUGUGUGUCAUUCAGCUGUUUAAUUAGGAUGGUUAAUGAUGUUUUUUUGGCCCAUUUUAACCCCAUUGAUGAUUUCUUUUUCUUUUUUUUUCCCCCUGCAAGACUACAGACAUUUCUGGGUCACUGUGUUUAGCUUCCCUGUCCCUCUUUAGUGUUUGUUCACACACAAUUUUCAGUUUCAUUAUCUCAUCAUAUAUUUUCUGAAUGAGCGCCCUAAGCGGGUCCUCCACUCGUCCCUGCUGGGGCCCUCCUUUUGUUGACCUUUACUCUGCUGGAGACAGACGGCUGUAUGACUUGCAUUCCCGUGACUGUUUCCUCUGCAUGAGGCUGUUUAAUCAUCGUCUAGCCCCAUUUCUCUGCAAAUUGGAGUCUAUUUUUAGCAUCUGCAAUCAGCAGGUGAGGCAUCACCGUCGGCAUAUUUAUUUAGGGUACUUUUGAUUAAAACGCGGCAGAAAAAGGCUUUAACCCUCCCUCCGAGUGUGUGUGUGUGUGUGUGUGAAGUGAAAGUUGGCUGUCUGGGCCUUUAGAAGAGACACAUAAAUACUUACAAACUACAUUAUUGUUGUCAUUUUGUAGAGUUUUCUUUAGCGUCUGUGGUUAGCAGUGGGGUCGGAUCCUCUGCGAGCAGAAUGUCUGAAGUGUGCUUGGAAACUUGUUUGUUGGUGUGUGAUUUUCUUUUAAUUUCUACAUCAAUAUCUGGACAUUUUAUAGACUAGCAGCAGUUGUCCGCUGCCUGCUCUCUUACUUAAUCAUUCCAUGGUUUGAUUUGUGUUCGUAGUUUUGUUUAGUCUGCAUGUGGCAAACUGGGAGAGAGCCUCAGGUGUUGAGGAUUUUGUAUCAGCUGCUCCCCACCCCCUCUCCUGCGUCAGUGACAGCCACUCGGCCUCUCUCUCUCUUCCACUUUGCUCUCUCUGUAUCCUCAUCGCAGCUUUUGGAGUACCAUGGCCACCUGAGAUGAAGGCUCAGGUGAGAUAUCUCUAAACUUCUGAGUAAUAAGUGUACACGCAGGUAGCACACUGUGUUAGUUGAACAACACCCGGUAUCACUGUUUUACCUGCAGACUCUAGAUUAACUGGUCUACUUUUCCCCCUCCCGAGUCAUGACACUGAAGCCCUUUUUAUCGGCUCUACAGGAUGUAUGCACUUUUGCUAACGCCUUGUAAAGAUUACAACAGAGGUGGCUGUGUAUUCUGAGUGUGUCUUUGUGUGUGGUGACGGCUGGUUCAUAUAAAAUGCUGUAAAAAACAACAACAACAACAAAAACGUUUAAUCAGAUGCUUUUGAUUGACAUGAUUUUGUUCAUUGUGUGUACAUCAUUUGAAAAAGAACUAUUAAAAGUGUUGAUAAAUUCA